This is a messenger RNA of Carcharodon carcharias (great white shark), 1020 nucleotides long. It is a transcript of the gene bmp15, whose product is annotated as bone morphogenetic protein 15. Gene Ontology annotation, molecular function: growth factor activity; cytokine activity. NCBI's taxonomy places the organism in Eukaryota, Metazoa, Chordata, Chondrichthyes, Lamniformes, Lamnidae. The record is from RefSeq and is a predicted model, not a curated record. Gene Ontology annotation, cellular component: extracellular region. The transcript has 2 exons. Gene Ontology annotation, biological process: BMP signaling pathway; SMAD protein signal transduction. The coding region runs from base 28 to 1020 and encodes 330 amino acids.
AGGAUAGAUGAUCGACACAUAGAAUACAUGGCCAAUCUCUACAAGCAGUUGGCAGAUCGAGAUGGGAAACCCAAAGUUAACCGGACUAUUCUGACUAACACCAUUCGGUUGGUGAAACCUAGCACAAGUGUAGUGCUCGCCGACUCAGGUCAUUGGCACAUACAUCAUGUUCAAUACAAUCUGCACUAUCUUCCAGAGCUGGAGCAUUUGAUUAAAGUUGUUGUUGUGUAUUUGCACAAUCCUCUACCCAAUCAGUUCUUGGUUUCUUGUGAAAUCAAAUGUCUCCUAGCAAAUUAUGUUAACCUGAACUUCAUACAGAAUGACACGGACAUAGAAUUGCCCAUCAGGUUUGUAUUAAAUCUGAAUGACCGAUGGGCAGAGGCUGAUGUAACUCCAUGUGUCAUCUUCCCAACUGGUAAUUCUGUGAAGAAAGUCAACCUGCACAUCAGUUACAAGUGUGCUGAAUUUGGAAAGGUCAGUCAAAGAACUUUGGACAAAAAAAGAAACUAUGCUGUUCAUUUACAAGUGCCUUCACUGCUGCUAUUUUUGAAUGAUACUGAUGGAACUGCCCAUCAAAGGAGGGGGAAGCCAGAAAAGCAAAUGCCAGAGAGUUCAUCUAAAUCCCAUGUGCUGUCUAGGAAGCCACGGCAAUUAAGUAACAUUGGCUCAGACAUUCCUAAUUAUCUUCAUAAAAGCCCUCCAAGGAACAAAUGCAAGCUUCAUUCAUUCUGGGUAAGCUUUGAGCAACUGGGAUGGGAUCAUUGGAUUGUGGCUCCUCACAGGUACAAUCCCAAAUUUUGCAGGGGAGACUGUCCUAGAAUUCUUCAUUAUGGUUACCAAUCUCCAAAUCAUGCAAUAGUGCAAAAUUUUAUCAAUGAAAUUGUUGAUAAAAAUGUCCCCCGUCCAUCUUGUGUCCCUUUGAAAUACAGCCCAAUUAGUGUCCUUUUGAAGGAGCAAAAUGAUCACAUUGUCUACAAGGAAUACAAGGACAUGAUUGCAAUGUCUUGUACAUGCAAAUAG